AUGUUUAAAGCAAGUAAGAAGUUCAAUUUGUAUGAGAUUGAGGCAAGUUCGUUUUACAGAAAUGUGUAUUUUACAAAUAUUAAUUUGAAGUAUUGUAAUCUUAAUCCGGAUAUUAGUAUUACUUGGAACAGUAUUACCUGUUUAAGUAUUGGGUAUACAGAAAUUCAGGAAGGAUUACUUCGAAAUAUAUUAGCUGGAAGUCCUUUGUUAAGUUAUCUCAAGUUUGAAUCUUGUUAUGGAUCUUUGAUUAAUAUUGAAUCAGCAAGUGUUAAAGACUUGGUAUUGAUAAGAGUUAAUGCAUGUGAAGAUGAUCAUGUUGUUUCGAUUAAUGCUCCUAAAAUUUUAGCCCUUACAAUUGUUGGCAAAAUGUUUACAUCAAACAUAUUGUUAUGGAAUGUCUCAUCAUUGGAGAAAGCAAAAAUAGAUUUUCUAAUUCCAAGAAAUUAUAUAACUAUACGUAAAGAAGAUCAAGAAGAAGUGCUGAAGGAUGUUAUACAAAAGCUACAUCAUGUUGAAAGUGUUACUAUUGGAUAUUAUAUUCCUGUCAUUUCUCGUCUUGCUGCUAAAGGUUUUAUUUUUCCAUCAAAUUUCGUCGGUUUAUCCGUUUCAAUGGUUUACUACCUUCAUACUGAUUCAGAUGUAUCAUCAGAUCGUGAAGUUGAUGAUGAAAUUUAA
Messenger RNA from Erigeron canadensis, 675 nucleotides. Its product is annotated as probable F-box protein At1g60180. Bases 1 to 675 code for a protein of 224 amino acids. The transcript is spliced from 2 exons. Lineage: Eukaryota; Viridiplantae; Streptophyta; Magnoliopsida; Asterales; Asteraceae. The record is from RefSeq and is a predicted model, not a curated record.